Talaromyces rugulosus is the source of this 453-nucleotide messenger RNA. RefSeq lists its product as uncharacterized. The record is from RefSeq and is a predicted model, not a curated record. Lineage: Eukaryota; Fungi; Ascomycota; Eurotiomycetes; Eurotiales; Trichocomaceae. Bases 1 to 453 code for a protein of 150 amino acids. The transcript has a single exon.
AUGUCUCACAUUGUUAAAAACAACCCUUCCCCCGGUACCGGCGGCGACGAGUUUGAAGAAUACAAACUCCCACAACUACAAGGCGUCGACGCGUGGUACGGAUAUCCCGACGGCGUGCAAGACCUUCGUGGUCUUCGACUCCGAUACAAUACGAAGGACUUGGUCCAAUAUGGCACAGCUAACGGUAGUCCUGAUGCAAGCUAUGACUUUGAGAAUGGCGAGAAAGUCACUUCUAUGGACAUUUGGGGCAACGAAGAGUCCGUUUCUGGAAUAUCUGGUGGCUUUGUCACUGGAAUAGAAUUCAACACCAGUCAACACCAGAAUGUUUUGCUUGGAGAUAAUUCCCAUGGAUCCAAACCAAAGCAUCAGACUGUCGGGAAUGGCGUGUGUGUCGGGUUUGCUGGACGAGCUGGUUCGGACAUUGACGCUCUUGGAGGAGUUUUCUCUAACUAG